Molecule: messenger RNA, 567 nt
Organism: Pygocentrus nattereri (red-bellied piranha)
Lineage: Eukaryota; Metazoa; Chordata; Actinopteri; Characiformes; Serrasalmidae
Product: major histocompatibility complex class I-related gene protein-like
Exons: 4
Coding region: 22-567 (181 amino acids)
Source: RefSeq, a predicted model, not a curated record
UCUUUGUUUUGUUCAUUCUAGAUGCUGUGCAUCAUCAGAGCAGAGGUAGAUAAACUCAAGCGAGUACAUGCAAGCGCACAUGUUGAACACUAUGCCGGUGUCCAUACAGAGCAAAGGCUGGAUUGUUGUGAGUUGUUGAGCAAUAACACAGCAGGACAAAUGAGAAUGAUUGAUGCUUUCAAUGGCUUGAGUGGAUUUGAGAUGGACUAUAAUAUACAUCACCAUUCUCUACACACUCAGUCAAAAUGGCCAAUCAUUUUUGAUACUAUGAUGAUGGAAUAUCAUAAGACAAUUUUCCCCACUCAUGACUCUGGAGGAGCUUCUGUGACCUGCCUGAUCACUGGUUUCUACCCACGCCACAUCAACCUGACGCUUCUGAGGAACAGCCAGCCUGUGUCCGAGCACCUGGUCAGUGGAGGUGAGCUGCUGCCUAAUGGAGACGAAACAUAUCAGAUGAGGAAGAGUCUGAGACCGGGGAAUCCGGACGUCCAGGAAUGUUGCAUCUUCCUCAUGUGUGGUAGAAAUAAAAACAACCCAGCACCCAGCGAGGGAGGAGUCUGGCUCUGA